Molecule: messenger RNA, 633 nt
Organism: Neltuma alba
Lineage: Eukaryota; Viridiplantae; Streptophyta; Magnoliopsida; Fabales; Fabaceae
Product: NDR1/HIN1-like protein 2
Exons: 1
Coding region: 1-633 (210 amino acids)
Biological process (GO): defense response to other organism
Cellular component (GO): plasma membrane
Source: RefSeq, a predicted model, not a curated record
AUGGUGGGUGAUCGUGGCAGCAGAAGUAGGAGAAGCAGGUGCAGUACUUGCGUCCCAAACAUCACCUUGUAUCUUGUUUUGCUGUUUGUUCUCCUGACGUGCGUGAUCGGCAUGGCUUGGUUCGUCAUGAAUCCCCACGAACCAAGCAUUCGAGUGACUUCUCUUUCUGUAUCCCACUUCUCAGUUUCUGAUACAGAGCUCACAGGCACGUAUGACAUCGAAUUCAACGUGAGCAACCCCAACAAGAAGAUAGACAUAUUCCUCGACGAAUUCAGUGUUUCCAUACGCUAUCAUAAGGCGGAGCUCGCUCGGGGCACGGAGCAGAAGCCGGAGCCUAUCUCGCUGGAGAGGUCGAGGGGGAUGAACGUGAAGGUUCGCGUCGUCAUGAAGGCGGACUCACCCAAACUGAGGAAGAAUAAGGUAUUUGCACAGGUGUUGGAGGAUUGGAGGAGGAUGAAGGUGAAGUUCGACGUGAGAAUGGAAUUGAGUGUGAGAUUUGAAGCUGGGAACUGGCCACCUAAGUCGAAGCUUCUGAAUCUGAACUGUGGCGGCGUGAGUGUCGACUUCUUCAGAGACGGCAAAGACGCGGGCAAGUUUGUGGGUACCGGUGGGAAGGAUGAUUGUCAUGUCUAG